AUCAUCCAUUUUUCCCUUCAUCUCUCUCUCUCUCUCUGUCUCUCUACUCUAUCUCUCUCUCUCGCUCUCUCAGCUCAAUAUUCCUUUCCAGAGAAUCUCAAGAAUUUUCCGAGAAAACCCAGUCCCUGACCCAAACCCAGAUCCGAAAGAUCCCCUUGGAAGCUACCUCCACAGUUUUUUGGACGUGCAAAUCGUAAGCAGAUUAAGAUUCCUCUGCCAACUACAAAAGUCCCAGUCCCAUUCUUUUCAUCUCAACAAUAAUCUCUACCCACGAUAAAUUUCACAGGAAAAAUAACCUUUUUUUUCUCUCGCUCUCUUUUCUUUCACAUUCUUUUUCUCAUCCCGAUUUUCCCAAUAAAAAAAGACCCACUUUUGAUGACCCUAUAGCUCGGGUUUAUUUCCGUGAGUAAGGGGUUUUCCGAAGAUUUUAUUUUUAUUUUUAUUUUUAUUUUUAUUUUGUAUUGUAGUUGUAAGCUAGAGAUAUAUCUACACGUAUUGUAUAGAUUUCUUCUUUUAUUUUUUUCCAGAUUUUUGGGCAAAGUUUGUAUUUUUGAACUUGGUUGUUGAUGUAUAGAAAAGGGUUUUGGGAUCAUUUUGUUUGUGUUUUGAUUUGAUGGAUCUGAGAGUGGAUUGGAAUCGAAGAUCUGUCGGCGGUGAGCUUUUUGGAUGAGCAAAAAGCUCUGUGAUCAUUGUGGUAUUGGAUUGGAUUGUAGGCUAAGAGGCUGAAGGGGCUGAGCUUGUUGGUUUUGUAUUCUUUUGAUUUGGAGUUGGAUCAUGGAGUGUGUGAUUGGUGGGAAGUUUAAGCUCGGUCGGAAGAUCGGUAGCGGAUCAUUUGGCGAACUCUAUUUGGGGGUUAAUGUUCAAAGUGGAGAGGAAGUGGCUGUCAAGCUGGAAUCUGUGAAGACCAAGCACCCUCAGCUUCAUUAUGAGUCAAAGUUAUACAUGCUUCUACAAGGAGGGACGGGUAUCCCCCAUCUGAAAUGGUUUGGUGUUGAGGGCGAGUACAAUGUUAUGGUUAUUGACCUUUUAGGGCCAAGCCUAGAAGACUUGUUCAACUAUUGCAAUCGAAAGUUUUCUUUAAAAACAGUUUUGAUGCUUGCAGAUCAGUUAAUAAACAGAGUUGAGUAUAUGCAUUCACGGGGUUUUCUUCACCGUGAUAUAAAGCCUGAUAACUUUUUAAUGGGUUUAGGGCGCAAAGCUAAUCAGGUAUAUAUAAUUGAUUAUGGUCUGGCAAAAAAGUAUAGGGAUCUUCAAACACACAAGCACAUACCAUACAGAGAAAACAAAAAUCUCACAGGAACAGCACGAUAUGCAAGUGUUAAUACUCACCUUGGAGUUGAACAAAGCAGAAGGGAUGAUCUUGAGUCUCUUGGUUUUGUGCUUAUGUAUUUUCUGAGGGGAAGCCUUCCCUGGCAAGGCUUAAAAGCAGGCACUAAGAAGCAGAAGUAUGACAAGAUCAGUGAAAAGAAGAUGCUUACUCCUAUAGAGGUCCUUUGCAAAUCGUAUCCAUCAGAGUUCACGUCAUACUUCCAUUACUGCCGAUCAUUACGGUUUGAAGACAAACCGGAUUAUUCGUAUCUGAAGAGGCUUUUCCGUGAUCUAUUUAUCCGAGAAGGUUAUCAGUUUGACUAUGUAUUUGAUUGGACUAUAUUGAAGUAUCCUCAAAUUGGCUCCAGUUCUAGAGCUCGACCAAGUGGGAAACCAGCAUUAAACCCUGGAACAUCUGCUGAAAAAAUAGAAAGGCCUUCAGUGGGACAAGAGAUUCGAGAAAGGUUCUCUGGUGCUGUUGAGGCAUUUUCUAGAAGGAAUGGCUCAGGGCAUGGUUUGCAUGGUGAUCACUCCAGGCACAGAUCUUCAGAUGAUGUGCCAUCUUCUAAGGACGUGCAACCUGAUUAUGAAAGGGGACGCAGUUCUCGUAAUGGCAGUACUUCAAAGAGGCCUGUAAUUUCAAGCAGCCGGCCAAGCUCCUCUGGUGAGCCUAGUGAGAAUCGAUCAAGCCGGCUAAUCUCAGGCAGUGGUCGGCUGUCCACAGCCCAGAGGAUUCAACCUGGGUUUGAAUCCAAAACAGCAUCUUUUGGCCGUACUGCAGCCACGAGAGGUGGUCGUGAUGAUACACUUCGAAGCUUUGAGCUCCUGUCAAUCGGCACAGGAAAGAGGAAAUAAACUGGUAAGAAGUGCUUGUGUCAAGGCUCAAGCCGUCCUUUUGCAGUUUGUCAUGAUCAUGUCAGCAAUAUUAUGGUUUGCCCCAGUUACUUUGUAAAUGUGUAUCAAUUGUUGGGUUCAAUUCACAGCUAAUGCUCCCACGUCCAGACUUUCAGUGGUUUCUCGCCGUUAUAAUGCCCCUUGAGACUCGUCCAAGAAAGAGAGAAAUUAUCUCACUUUACGAAAUUGUUCAUAUAAUGGAGACCCUUGUAGUUGUAAUAAGUACUGUUAUAUCUUUCCGAGGGUAAAAAAAGAAAAGCUUGCUUCACGACUAA
This is a messenger RNA of Alnus glutinosa, 2477 nucleotides long. RefSeq names its product casein kinase 1-like protein 10. Gene Ontology annotation, biological process: endocytosis; signal transduction; peptidyl-serine phosphorylation. The record is from RefSeq and is a predicted model, not a curated record. Gene Ontology annotation, molecular function: protein serine/threonine kinase activity; ATP binding. The coding region runs from base 775 to 2163 and encodes 462 amino acids. Gene Ontology annotation, cellular component: nucleus; cytoplasm. Lineage: Eukaryota; Viridiplantae; Streptophyta; Magnoliopsida; Fagales; Betulaceae. The transcript has 14 exons.